AUGGCAGCUGCUCUCGUUGUUAUUGAGGAGGAAAACCAGCGAGCUAUUCGUCGCGAGCGGGUUUUCCGAGAUCGUGUGCACCCGUUAGACGAGUUCAAUGACGAUCAACUUUUUAGGCGUUACAGACUGACCCGACCAAUCAUUCUGGAAGUAAUAGACCUUAUAGGACAAGAUGUAGAACACCCAACGAGAAGGUCCCAUGCUAUCCCAAGUACAUUACAAGUGCUAACAGCUCUAAGAUACUACGCUACCGGAUCCUUGCAAUUAGCGACCGCUGAUAUGGUUCAUGUAAGUCAGCCAACCGUGUCGAGGAUAAUUACUGGAGUAUCGGAAGCACUGGUGAACAGAGCAAGGCAGUUCAUUUCGUUUCCUCAUGAUCUGGAGACCCAAGAGCGCAUUUCUGAAGGAUUUUACACGAGGAGAAAUAGGAUUCCAAACGUACUUGGCUGCAUUGAUGGGAGUUUGGUUGCCGUCAGAAGUCCAACUCAGAAUGAAGAGGCUUAUGUGUGCAGGAAAGGUUUCCAUGCUUUGAACAUCCAGGGUGUGUGCUCCCCUGAUUUGAAGUUCACGGAUAUCGUCGCACGUUGGCCCAGAUCCACUCAUGAUGCAUUCAUAUGGUCCAAUAGUGAACUAAAUCGUGGUAUUGGUCAUGCCGGGUUUCUACUUGGAGACAAGGCGUAUCCAUUGCGAUCGUGGCUUCUUACCCCAGUUCGAAAUCCAGCGGAUGCAGCUGAAAGGCGGUACAACGCUCACCAUCGGCGAGUACGUUCAGUCAUCGAAAGGGCAUUUGGGCGUUGGAAGAUGAGAUGGCUGUGCCUCAACAGAGAAGGUAAUGCCUGUUAA
This is a messenger RNA of Lineus longissimus, 843 nucleotides long. Its product is annotated as putative nuclease HARBI1. Bases 1 to 843 code for a protein of 280 amino acids. The transcript has a single exon. Lineage: Eukaryota; Metazoa; Nemertea; Pilidiophora; Heteronemertea; Lineidae. The record is from RefSeq and is a predicted model, not a curated record.